GGUCCAAAGAAAAAAAAAGUUUGGGAAUCACACCAGACGAAAUAUUUUUCUAUUUCGACAAUCUUUGAAGAAUAGAACAAUUCAAAGCCUCAGACAAUUUUGAAUUCUUCACUCAUUUAGUUGAUUUUGAAGCAUUUACUAUUUAUUUCUGUCAUUGCCGCCAUAAUGUCUCCAAUUGCCGCAUCGCCUUCUAAAGGCUACAAGUCAGAAUCUACAUUGGCUAGAUUGUUGGGAUCAGGAUCUGCCGGUAUUGCUGAGCUUGCUGUCUUUCACCCUGUCGACACAAUCGCAAAGAGAUUGAUGAGCAAUCAGGGAUCGACCAAGGGCAAAUUGGCAGAAGUUAUCUUCAAGGACAAGGCAACAGCAUCUGUCGGCACCAAAUUCUUUUCUCUCUUCCCGGGUCUUGGAUACGCUGCAGGAUACAAGGUUCUGCAAAGAGUCUACAAGUAUGGUGGACAACCAUUUGUUCGCGAUUAUCUUACUACACACCACGGUAGUACAUUCGAAAACACAUUUGGCAAAAAGACUGGAAAGGCUAUGAUGAGUUCAGUAGCAGGAAGUCUUGUUGGAAUCGGAGAGAUUGUCCUCCUUCCUCUCGAUGUUCUUAAGAUCAAGCGUCAGACAAACCCUGAGGCUUUCAGAGGACGAGGAGUUGUGAGAAUCGUUAGAGAUGAAGGGUUUGGAUUAUACAGAGGCUGGCAAUGGACCGCUGCGAGAAACGCACCAGGAUCCUUUGCUCUCUUCGGAGGAUCUGCCUUUGCUAAAGGAUACCUUUUCAAUUUGAAUGAUUACAACAAGGCCACCUGGUUCCAGAACUUCGUGGCUUCUAUUGCCGGUGCCUCUGCAUCUCUUGUCGUCUCCGCGCCUCUCGAUGUUAUCAAGACCCGUAUUCAAAACCGUAACUUCGAAAACCCAGAGAGUGGUUUCAGAAUUGUGUCAAGCAUGAUGAAGAACGAGGGCAUGACUAGUUUCUUCAAGGGUUUAACACCAAAGCUAUUGAUGACUGGACCAAAAUUGGUGUUCUCUUUCUGGCUUGCACAAACUUUAAUCCCUGCUUUUGAUAUCGCUCUUUCCAAAUAGAUUGUUCGUGUGCAAUGGAGUCUCAUAAUGUAAUAAUACCAAGACGGAUGGGAUGGAAAACUGGCGUUUAAUGAUAUAGAACGAUAUAUUGUACCCUCCUUGUAGAUAGCUGGGAGUCGAUAUAUGGGAGGGCAAAUCACUCGACUCAAAUGACAAUGACAAUGAUAAACGGAAUAGAUACCUAAAUUAUUGCUGUUACA
Molecule: messenger RNA, 1280 nt
Organism: Botrytis cinerea B05.10
Lineage: Eukaryota; Fungi; Ascomycota; Leotiomycetes; Helotiales; Sclerotiniaceae
Gene: Bcggc1
Product: Bcggc1
Exons: 6
Coding region: 166-1080 (304 amino acids)
Cellular component (GO): mitochondrion
Molecular function (GO): guanine nucleotide transmembrane transporter activity
Source: RefSeq, a predicted model, not a curated record